This is a messenger RNA of Acanthaster planci (crown-of-thorns starfish), 1853 nucleotides long. RefSeq names its product dehydrogenase/reductase SDR family member 11-like. The record is from RefSeq and is a predicted model, not a curated record. Lineage: Eukaryota; Metazoa; Echinodermata; Asteroidea; Valvatida; Acanthasteridae.
AUACCAGAAAUUUUUGAAUACCUAAGUUCCUAAAUAGCUUCAUGAAAUUUAAUAGUUUCAUGUACGCCUAAUUUAGCUACUUAGAAAUGAAGUUUAUAGUUGUAGUAUUUAAUUACUUUGUCUGCUGCGUGAAUGAGUUCCGACAUACACAGUCAUGAAUAUCUAAUCUCCAAAACGACUUAUACUCCAUCUUCCAAUUAGAGUUUCCUAUUAUUGAGUUAUAUAGUGCAGGGAGCUCAUUUAUGAAUAAUUAAUUAGGUAUUUACUUCCUUGUGAGCGGAUUGGCUCAUAAGCGCUUAAGCCUGUCAUGCGGUACUGUGUACAAGAAGAUUGCCAGUGUGCACAGCCUAGCCACAGGGCCAUCGCCACUGCCUGGGAAAAUCCUCAAACCAAGUGUAUUCCCCUCCAAAACUGCCUGCCUCCCCAGGGCCUUCUGAGGUAACCUGCAGACUGAUGAGCUUCUGACCAUUGCUGUGUUUUGACCACUUUUUGUCUUCAAGUUCGUUGAAGUUGGUACUGGAACCGUUUUAUCACCAUGGCCAGCAAAGAGGGCAUGCUGAGAUGGAAGGGACGUGUUGCCUUGGUAACAGGUGCCUCUUCAGGGAUUGGUCAAUCCACCGCGAGGGCUCUUGCCAAACACGGCAUGAAAGUGGUCGGCUGUGGCAGGAACAUCAAACCAAUUGAGGAGGACGCUAAGGCGUUAUUAGAAGACAGCACUGUCACUGGCUCCCUGCAUGCAAUCAAAUGCGAUUUGACGCAAGAGGACGAAAUCCUGGCAAUGUUUGCUGAGAUCAAGGAGAAGUUUGGUGGUGUAGACGUCUGUAUCAGCAACGCAGGACUAAGUCAUUCCGGUUCAAUAAAUUCAAGAAUGGGCAUACUGAAUGGAGAGACGGCCAAGUGGCGAGACAUGCUGGACGUCAAUGUUUUAGCUGUGGCCAUAUGCUGCCGAGAGGCUGUAAAACAAAUGGAGGAGAAAGGGGCAAUGGAUGGUCAGCUGCUAGUGACCAACAGCAUGUCUGGCCACCGAUUGACCUCGAUGGAAACCCAUUUUUAUGCCGCCACCAAGCACGCUGUGACUGCUUUGGUGGAGGGUAUCCGACGGGAAUUGAGGGCCAAGAAGAAUCACAUUAGAAUUGCACAAGUCUCUCCUGGGUUAGUAGAAACAAGAUUUCAAGUGCGCAUGUAUGCCAGUGGUGAUCCUGAAAUGACACGUGCUAUGACGUACAAAUCACUUGAGGUCUUGACAGCAGAGGAUAUCGCUGACAAUAUGCUCUACAUACUGCAAGUUCCACCCCAUGUUCAGGUGCAUGAUAUCCUCAUCAGACCAACGGAACAGCCAUUUUGAAAAACGUCCAGGGAACUAGAAGAACUUUCUUCCAAGAUGGCCGUCUUAGUGUACUACAGUACACGUACCUAAAAACCCAACUGCAGUGUCAGCCUUUUGUCUGUGGUUCCCCAGGCACUGGAAGUUUUAUAUAUAGGCCUAUGCUCAUUCGUAACAUAUUUAGCCCUGCAAUUGCUGAUUUUACACACAUUAUUUUAAAACACGAAAGUUUAGCACUGGCUCAGGCGAAACGGGAUAUUUUCUUUACUAACUUAUUUACUUACAAUUCAGCGCAGCUUGAAUUGAUACAGACUCUGUGGAUAAAUGUACAUGUACAGUACAUGUAUAUGCAUGUAAUGGGCCAUUACUUUCACAGUAUCUUGAACGUUGUUUUAUAAAUGCAUGAAAUAGGAAUGCAGGUAAACGUAAACAGAGUGGAACAAAAACACUGCAAUAAAUACACACAUGUAACAUUCUGGCUAAAAUAUGAAAUGUGUAAGUUUAACAUCAAAUCUGGAUGAAGUUGUGA